This is a messenger RNA of Ostrea edulis (European flat oyster), 5206 nucleotides long. Its product is annotated as Wilms tumor protein 1-interacting protein homolog. The record is from RefSeq and is a predicted model, not a curated record. Lineage: Eukaryota; Metazoa; Mollusca; Bivalvia; Ostreida; Ostreidae. The transcript has 8 exons. Gene Ontology annotation, cellular component: P-body; transcription regulator complex; nucleus. Gene Ontology annotation, biological process: negative regulation of hippo signaling; regulation of DNA-templated transcription; cytoskeleton organization. The coding region runs from base 361 to 2532 and encodes 723 amino acids. Gene Ontology annotation, molecular function: transcription corepressor activity.
UACGCGUAAAGCGCCAUUGCAAACACAACAAAAAACACAGCGGAGAUGAGAGGGCUGAGGGAAUCGGUGCGUUGUAUGUUUUUCGGAUUUCAUGUGAUUCCUUAAGAUGUCGUUUGAAAAGGGGCACAAAUUUUUAUUUUUCUGAAGUAUAUGGAUUUAUCUAAAUAUGUUUUUCAUAGCCAAAAUUGUGUUUACCUGGAUAAAUCAGUGAAAAUAAACGGGGAAUAGUUUUACCGUUACUUGGUGGCGUUUAUAGAAAAACCAAAAAACAGCCAUAAAAUUGACGUAUCAUAGGACCCCAACACCACUGACGGAAAGCAGCUUGAACGGAUAACACAUGAAUGGUCAAGCUUGAGUUGUAUGUCUCCAGGAAAAGCUGAAAAUAGUUGGCCAACAGGGGUCGUAUCAAACUUCGGACAAAUCAUGAGUGAAAAUCGUAAUAUUGUGAUAGGAGGAACCUCCUAUCCCGCCCCUGGAGGUUCCAUGCUAAACCAGUCAAUAUCACACGUACAAAUGGCUCAACAGAUCGGGAACACCCAAAUGAUAAUGGGAGGUACACACUCCAUGUAUACUGGCAUGAUUGUGAAGCCUGGUUCAAAUUACUCUAGUCCACGGUCCAGUGUGGGAAGUGGAGGGGAUUCGAAGGGCUCGAGUCCCCGGACAAGUCUUACAAAUCCACCCCCUCCCCCGCCAUAUGACCAGAGGUUUGGAAGUCCGAGGUCAAGCUUAGCCAGCCCUAGAUCAAGUAUAUCCGGUACAUCUUACGAAUCCAAACUGUCCAGUCCGAGGACGAGCUUAGCUGGAAUGUCAGGUGUGAUGCUUGACAAAUUUCCGCCUAGUCCCAGAAACAGUUUGGUUCUGGACAAUUAUGGACAGUAUCAUUCAAAUGUUAGUCUGGGGCCCACUAAGAAUCUGUAUCUUCUUAAUGACAGUCGUUUUAAUGAGCCAGCUCCACAUGCACCACCUGCAUAUUCAGAUCCAAGACUGCGAAUGCAUGCAAAUCCAAUAAGUGUGUCCCAAAUGAAUAAUCACAAUCUCAAUGGAUCUCAAUUUCACAAGCAGAUGAAUGGAAAAUUGAACUAUUCGAUGUCUGGAAGCCUGAACAGUUUACCCGGAUCACAGGGAACACCCCCUGCUAUUCCGGCUAGAAUUCCUCUUAAUCAGUCAUCUAACAACAAAAACUUUGAAAUGGAACUAGCAGUGUUAACCCAACAACUGGAGGACAGUAUGAAAAUGACUGGAUCUCAAAACUUUUCUAUGGACCAGACGGUCCAUAAACUCCCCCCUCCCCCCUAUCAUGGUCCCCAUAAAACAGAACCUGUCCCUAGUCUACCCCCUCGAAAUCCACGAUACACAACCGCCAGUCCAAACCUUAUCCAAACCUCUCAGCACCACUACCAGCCUUUAACGUCAACUGCUACUGGAUUUGUCACGUCAACUGUCCCUGCCCACGGAAAAAACCCUCCCUCCGUGGCGGUGAGGCCCCAAGCACAGAUGCCAUUCCAUAUCACCACGCAUCCUGGGAAAUCUGUCACAGAAAGCAUAGAACAGAAGGUGGCCGCUCUCACCCAGCAGUUAGAAGAUGACAUGGAAAAGUCCCCCCAUGGAGAAUAUUUUGGUCAGUGCUUUACCUGUGGGGAGAGGGUGGCAGGUGCCACAGAAGCCUGUCAGGCCAUGGGGAACCUCUACCACACCAAGUGCUUCGUGUGCUGCUCCUGUGGACGAACGCUGAGGGGGAAAGCUUUCUACAAUGUCCAUGGAAAGGUGUACUGUGAGGAGGACUAUCUGUAUUCUGGUUUUCAACAAACAGCUGAGAAGUGUUGUGUCUGUGGACAUCUAAUCAUGGAGAUGAUAUUACAAGCGAUGGGGAAAUCGUAUCACCCAGGGUGUUUUAGAUGUUGCGUGUGUAAUGAGUGUUUAGAUGGAGUCCCCUUUACAAUAGAUGUAGACAACAAAAUUUACUGCAUCGCAGACUAUCACAGAGUGUAUGCUCCCAAGUGUGCGGCAUGUGGCCAGGCUAUAACUCCUGUGGAGGGUACUGAGGAGACAGUGAGAGUUGUGUCCAUGGACAAAGAUUUCCACGUAGACUGUUACCAGUGUGAGGACUGUGGGAUUCAGCUGACGGAUGAAUCCGACAAACGCUGCUAUCCUCUGGAUAAUCACCUUUUCUGCCACGGAUGCCACAUCCAGAGACUGAAAAGCCAGUUUCCAGAUGAGCACUUUUUCUAUGAUCCGGUAACCAAAAACAUCCAGAACAAAGUCAUAAAGGACGGCAAACAGAGCAACAGCAUCGCCGUAAUGCCUGCUUCACUGGAGUCUUACCCUCAGAAUGUUCCACCCUCACUCCCGCACGCCCCUUUCCUUUCUAAGUCAGAGUCCCCUUCUCUGGGCCCAGGUUCUCCUGCCAUGAUGAAUGGAGGGACCUAUAGUUAUUCCAACCGAUACCACGGCAAUCCUUACUCUGCUCAGCCUGGGCCGCAAGUCCCCUCCUCCAAGCCUGGGGCCACCCAAUACCAAGUUACAGAUCUAUAAAUAGAACUCUGGGUCAGCCAGGGCCUCAAGGCCCCCUUACAAAGCCUUGGGUCAUCCAAUGCCAGUACUUUCAUUUGUAAAUGGAAAUCUGGGAUGUGUAGUAAAUUUUUCACGGCAUGAUGUUAAGCUGUGUUCAGCUUUAUUUACAUUGCUUUUCGUGCAUGUUCGGUGAAGUGCUAAUGUGAGUAGGAAUACAUACAAUGCACUGUGUCAAACUCGCAAAUAUUUAAACAGUUUUAUAGUGUGUGAGGGUGCAUCAUCUUUUGGGUUUUUUUUUUAUAUUCUUUUUUUCUGGUAUUUUACAUUUUUUUAAAGUGUUUGUCUCAUUGAAUAUCAAAAAAUAAAAAUUGAGCAGCAUUAAAUUUUGUACUUCACAGUGCUUGUUUGGCAUGAAGAUCUAUGUCUCAUCUUAUUAAAAGUAAACAUACAACAUUCCAAUGACUAGUUUAUCUGCUAUACAAUGUAAUUCCACCUUGUGUGUAAUACUGUCUGUAAAUCCCUAUGUCUGUUAAGAGCAUUGUCAACAGAAUUUGAAAUUUUUUAAUCUAUUUCAUUUUCUUUAAAUGAACUUUAUGCUGAUUGAUAUUUCUGUUUUUUCCUCCACAUUGCUAAGAAAUCAUUGAAUCAAGAAAUCCUCAUGUUGUUAUGAGCUUUAUAUUUUGACUUUGAUGUUAUGGUCUAUGGGGAGAUAACUGCAAUCUAUUAUUGCCCCAUAUGUUUUUAAGAGCUUGAUACUUACAAUGGGCAAUAUAUCCAUGAAACCUGUCAGAAGCAGUGUUUGACUAAAUGUGUUCAGUAUUGCAAUAGUCUAGACGACUUGUACAUAUAAUCUUCCAGUUUAUUUGUGCUGUGUAUUUCAGGGUAUAAGAUUAUCAUCCGUUGUUAACACAUCCUGCUUCAUGGCCUCACUAAUUUCAUGUUUAUCAAAAGUAUGUAUUAUUUUAAUCACUGCUAGUCAAAAGUCCAAUCCAUGACCCAUUCAUCACUGUUUUUUCUUCAUGAAAAGUUUCUCAUUAGAGCAAAUUUACUAAUCAUUGAACCAGCAUGUUCAUCCUGUGAAUAAUGAUAAAAUGUCUGUAAUUUGAUUCCAAAUUCCCAGUUUCACACAUGAAAGUUAUACCACAUUAUUUAUUGUUUUCUCAUUUUAAAUGAAAUAGUGAUAGAAUGUAAUAUUAUAUUCUCUGUCUCAUGUUUACCAGUCAUUUGAUUUAGCUUGUGAAGUAACAACCUUUGAUUGCAUCAUGACAAUUUUCCGUGUUAGAAAUCUUUGUUGUUGUCCACAACAUCGUGUUUCAUGUCAUGUGACUUGUGCUUCCCCUCGAACUUUGAAUAAGUCAUUUCCUGUUUUAUUUAACACAAUAUGGACUGCGAGCUUGUCCUGUGAAGACUUUUAUUUACUGUAUAUAUGUUGUUGGAUUGUUCAGUGUACAUAUUGGUCGUCUAUAUUUAUAGUUUAUUCUUCACAUGAUAUGUGGGUUGUUUAUGUGUAUUUAUUUUUUCCUGUGUAUAAGUUCCAGAAAUGAAGAAAUUCCUCCUGUAUCUUGAGGGGUUGGCUGAAAAAGUCCGUGGCAAUAUAUACUCCAAGAUAUGGUUUAUGGGGAAAUCCCUCCUUUGUCACAUGAUCAGUGGUUUAUGGGACUCCUUCUCAUGUCACAUGAUCAGUGGUUUAUGGGAAUUCUUCCUGGGUCACAUGAGAAAUGGAUUUUGGGAAUUCUUCCUGGGUCACAUGAUCAGUGGUUUAUGGGAAUUCUUCCUGGGUCACAUGAUCAGUGGUUUAUGGGAAUUCUUCCUGGGUCACAUGAUCAGUGGUUUAUGGGAAUUCUUCCUGGAUCACAUGAUCAGUGGGUUUAUGGGAAUUCUCCCUGGGUCACAUGAUCAGUGUUGCAUGAGAAGUGGUUAAUGGGGUAUCCUUCUGUGUCACAUGAUCGGGGGAUAAGGGAGGAAUUUCUUUUGGAUGAUCGGUGGUUUUGCUUUGUGGCCAUUUUCUGAUUUUAACCAUAAAGACUUGUACAGUGGCUUUUGUCUUUGGCAAUCUGUAACUAUAGUUGUUUUUCUUUAAGAAAAUUUGAUUUGUAUUAAUUUCAUUUUCUUGUCAAGUUUUGUUUUUCUCUUUGGAAUAUGUCUCUAAUAGUGAAUAUGAUUUUUUUGGGGGGAAAACCUUAUAAGAAAGUGUUGUAUAUGACGGGGUAUAAACAUCGUUAAAUGUCUUCCUGUUUCUCUGCGUGAAGUUAACAUAUCUGAAGGAAGCUCAAAAGAAAUAGUAUACAGUUUUCAAAAUUGAAGAGAAACUGGUAGAUCUGUAGUGUAGAAGAGAACAAAUUAUAAAUUCUGCAAUUUGCUGUUAAUAGAGUGUUGGAAAUGUUUCAGUACAGAAUGGAUACAUGGAAAUGAAUAGCUAUGUAUUAAGACUGUAGUGUGUGGACAACAGAAUGCAUAUCAAAGCCGAUUUUAUCACCAUUCGUGGAAUUUCUAAAGAUAAUUUUCUGAAUUAUUGAUAUUGUUGGUAAUUUGUCUUGCAUUGUCCACAAAGUGAAGAUUUAUAUGUUCUUAGAUCUGAGAGGCGAGCUGUGCUCUUUGAGUGAAAUUUUCUGAAUGCUAGAAUGCCUUUAGAAUGUACCAGAGGGCUAUGUUAUAAAAGUAGUUGAUAUUUUGAAUUAAAAAAAAAUCAAUACGA